Molecule: messenger RNA, 3654 nt
Organism: Leptonychotes weddellii (Weddell seal)
Lineage: Eukaryota; Metazoa; Chordata; Mammalia; Carnivora; Phocidae
Source: RefSeq, a predicted model, not a curated record
AGGAACUUCGCCAGUAGGGCACAUCUGGGCAGUGCUCCAUUCACACCUGGGCUGCACUGCUCUCAUCCUGGCUUCACAGGUACUUAGAAGAACAUGUAGUAGAGUUUUUCAUCAAACAAAUGGAACAUAUCACAGAACUUUGCUAAGAUGGACAACUCGACACACAAAGACCAACACCCUGACAAAAAAUAUUCCAGCCAUGCCAACAAAUUACAGAAAGGUUUUACUGCUGCAUAUCCAACACAAUCCUCCAUCCCUUUUAAAAGCCAGACUGCAACAAUUCCGGAAUCAGAGAAAAAGGGAUUCAAUAGUCAAGCGAAGAGAUUUUAUUAUAAAAAGGAUACCAUCCCAGGUCCGGGGUUCUACAACGUCAUUCACCAAUCUCCAGUGUUCAACAGUGCCUCGUUGUCUAAGAAAGGAACGUGCACUUUUCCCUCUAUGCGCGCCCGACUGGACACCAUCGUUUCUAAAUACCCUGCGGCUAACGCAUACACUAUCCCAUCACGUUUCGUCUCGAAGAAGGACUUCAGUAAUUCCUGUUCGAGCAUGUUCCAGUUGCCGAGCUUUGCAAAAGUCCUCAAAUUUGAACCCCCUGCACCAAACCAGUACAAUGCCUCUGUCUCUUACUGCAAGCAGAGAAACAACGUCUGUGCCCGAGCGGGGUUUAUGUCCAAAACCCAGAGAGGAUUUUUCACUAUCGCUGAAACAGGACCUGCCCCAGGGCAUUAUAAUAUCAACGAAUCCCUUGUGAAGCAGUCGCCAAAGGUAUUAAUGUCUUGUUUUAAAUCAAAAACUGGACGUGGAUUAAAACUGACAUCAACAGGCCCGGGACCUGGGUAUUACAACCCCAAUGAUCACACCAAGAUUCUGAAAAAGACUCUUAUCCCGAAAAACCCCAUCCUGAACUUCUCGGCGCAGCCUUUGCCCCUGCCCCCGCAGCCGCCCCUCCCAGGUCCUGGGCAGUACGAGAUCGUGGACUACGCGGGGCCCCCCAGGCACUUCAUCUCCUCUGCGUCCUUUGUGUCCAGCACCAGCCGGUGGACAGCGGCCCCGUCCCAGCCAGGCCUGCCGGGCCCAGCCACGUAUAGGCCAGAAUUCCCUGGAAAGCAGUCCUUUCUCUACAACGAGGACAACAAAUGGAUCCCAGUGCUGUAGGGACUCACACAAGCUCAGGGAGAACCCUGGCCACCAGCUGCCCCACCCAGGUUCCCCAGGACAUUCAUUCAGAGAAUGCCCAUUUCAUGAGUGACAGAUGACUCCCCAGGGGGCAGCUCUGCUCCCGUCCCCUCCGCCCCUAGCUGGUGUAGAGCUGGGCUCCUGCGUUUGUCCUUGUCUUGAGCUGCCCCCUGGAGAUUGGACUGGGUGGUUUCCUGAGCAGAAAUGAGGAGUGGACAGGGCCUCCCUUGGUUACCUGGCCAUGCACCUGUCCAUGCUGGCUUUCGCAGCCUCCCCAUGGAUGUAGGGGGCUGCUGAAGCUCAGACUCCAGGGAGAAGGUGGCCAACAGCAGAUUCCACAUCUAGAAGCCUGAUGCUGAGCCACGGCUCUGGGGUCCAGAGUGCACCUGCUGGGUGGACCACACAGGACCGCAACACAGGCACACUCCCAUCCUUCGGCCUUGACUUGCAGACUUCCCCUGGAGUCUCAGGAGCUGGGCAGGCCCAGAGGUGCAUGUGACAGACAUGAAGGGGUUGCCCGGGCCCUUGCCUCCAGCUGAGCCUUCGUAUCUCAUGUUUGGGAAGAGCAUGGCAGCCAGUCACCGUGGUCACUUGUGUUCAUUACCCGCCUUCAGGAGAGGCCACCACAUCCACUUAGUGGCUCAGUAUUGGGCAGCCCAUGUGGGCAGGAGCCUGCCGGAGCCAGGGCCCUGGAAACUGCGAUUCUGAGGGGCAGGGAGGCCACGCACCACUUGGCGCCUGCAGGUUCUUUCUUUCCCCGGGACUUCCCUGUCCCCGGGCCUGGCCUCCAUCUCCUCCCAGACCUCCUGCUCAAGUGCGACACAGUCUUUAGUGGAUAUUUUCUGGCCCGCCAAAUCGGUUUCCUCCUGGCAAGAGGAAGAGAUUCCCAAAGAACCAAGGGGAACUGGGACUGAGCACCCAUCCCCUCCUUCCCCAAAUACCGUUGUUCCCGUCUGCAAGUGCAGGGCUCUGGUGCAGCCCCCUUCCCGUGCCCCACAUAGUCAAGACGUCUCACUCCCCGGGCCCUGCCUCUGAUUUUUCUCUGUGACCAGAGAACGACCUUCCUGUCAGAAUGGCUGCUGACUGGCCCUCCCUUUGGGGAGGGGUGGGUGAGGAAGAGGGAGGGAGAAGGAUAGAAUACCAUAGCCAAUUAAACUGAAUUCUUGCAUCUCACAAGAGCUGGCCUUUUUGUGAACCCCAGAUUCCCGCCAAUGCACGCUGUCUUGGGGUGCGUGGGAGGUGGCCUGGAGCACCUGGCAAAGCACCGUGCAAGGCUGGACCUCGGGGCAGAAUGCUUUGUGUUCCCCUCCUGUCGGGUCCGUAGCUUCUCCUUGAAGGAGAAGAGUCAGAUUCAAAUUCCGGGGCUCAAGGUCAACACUUCCAGGGGCUGGGCAGGUAGUGCGUAGAGGAAAGUAGGUAAGGCCGGGAUAGGGAGUGGGAGCUGAGGCCGCUCGUCUGAAGGGGCAUCCAACACGGCUCCAGCUAACUGUGGCCACAUCUGCAGAGUUUCAAUGGAAUCUGGGAAGUCUUUAAAAUGUGAAAUCUCCUGAUUGGAGAUGUUGACAACCAUCUUUCAACUUGAAAUUUUUUGUUGGGGCUAAAGGAAACUUCUGCAGGCCAUCCGUUGUCCCCUUGGGUUGUAGAAGUUCUGGAAGACCCUUGCAAAGUUGGCACUUGAUGCUGUACCUUUCUUUGAACCCAGACUUUUGACAAUGGGGCCAGACCCCAACGCCUUGAGAUUUAGGUCCCUCUGACCCUGGGGGACCUUUAGCAGACGAUUGGGCUGGACGCCGCCGGCCCUAGGGUCUCUGUGGGCAGAGGCUGGGAAAUGUAUAGGAAAAUGAGCCAGGCCUCUCCUGCCCUCGGGCAGCCAGGCUGAGCACCGGCAGGUAAAGGCCGUCUCUCCAGAGGAGCCCCCUCCACGUGGGGUCAGGAAAAAGGGGACUCUGGGAAAAAGAAUGGCAGGGCUGCCCUUGGCCAGUCUGAAUCCGGGUUCUAUCAAAGACAUGAGUGGAGCUGAGGCCCUGAACUCGGAGGGUCUGUCUUGACCAUGUCUAGCCUCUCUUAACGUGUCAUGAGCUGUCUACAGCCUGUCCAGCCCAGCGGUUCUCAGACCCUGGCCAUACGUUAGGAUCACCUUGGGAGCUGUUACAGAGACAGGCUGCCCAGGCCCCAAUCCUUAGAGUUCUGAUUUAAUUAAUCUGAGGUAGGGUCUGGGCCUUGGUAUCUGUAUUAAAGUUCCCAGCAUGAUGAUAAUGUGUCCCAGUUAGGGUUAGGAUACAAUGAUAGUUUAUUAAAGUAUUUUCCGAAUUUUAAUGUGCAUGCAAAUCACUUGGAUAGCUUGUUAUAAAAGGCAGAUUCUGUAGAUCUGGGAUGGGACCCGAGAGUCUGCAUUUCAUUUUCUUUCUUUUUUUUUUUGAGAUAUAAUUGACAUAGAACAUUGUACUAGUUUUUGGUGUAAGCAUUUCUAGCGAGCUC